Oldenlandia corymbosa var. corymbosa is the source of this 1872-nucleotide messenger RNA. Lineage: Eukaryota; Viridiplantae; Streptophyta; Magnoliopsida; Gentianales; Rubiaceae. The record is from the annotation of a GenBank genome assembly.
AUUUAGUUAAAAUUUAUGCGAAGCUCCCAACAAGCGAACAAACGAUACCCUACGCUAAGAACCGAUCGACGACGUCGUUCUCUGGCUAGCAUCACAGAACGGUUUAAAAGUGGGAAGCGAGAGAGGAGCGGAGGAAAGCUCCGGAAUUUGAUUCUGCAAUGGCGGAGAAGCCUCAACCUGUGCAGGUUCUCUACUGUGGAGUUUGCAGCUUGCCACCCGAGUACUGUGAAUUCGGACCGGACUUCGAGAAAUGCAAACCCUGGUUGAUCCAAAACGCUCCCGAUGUCUACCCUGAUCUUCUAAAAGAAGGAGAUGCAAAGGAAGCUGAUAAAGUCUCGGACAAACUCCAAUCAACAUCGAUCUCUGGAGGUUCUUCUACCUCUAAUCCAGGAGAAGUUAAGCGCCUUCCUGGUGGAAAAGUUAAAAAGAAAGAGAAGCAGGAAAUUAUUAUCGAAAAAGUAACUCGCAACAAGAGAAAAUGUAUUACCACCGUGAAGGGCCUGGAGCUUUUUGGAGUUAAAUUGAGUGAUGCCUCUAAAAAGCUUGGGAAGAAAUUUGCUACUGGUGCUUCUGUGGUUAAGGGACCUACCGAGAAGGAGCAGAUUGAUGUUCAGGGAGAUAUUUUCUAUGAUAUCGUGGAGUUCAUCACAGAUACAUGGCCUGAUGUAAGUUCUUUCUCAACAAUUGGUUUACAUACAAGAGAUUGAGCACGUUUGUCGUAAUUCAUAAAUAUCGUCGUUUGUAUGCUAGUUAACUUUCUGGAGUCUAUUUUUAUUGAGUUUCGCCUUAUCCCUGAUAUUUGUCGUCUAUCAAUUGAAAGUGAAAAUGUUUCUGUUGAGGUAACUUGCAUGCAAGUGGCUGAUGUUCUCUGAAUAUCCAGUUUCUCACAUCAGUAUACUGUAAAGUUUCUGGAAGAAUAACUUCCAUCAUCUGUUACUUCUUGGGAGAUAAUUCCUUCUUAGUGCAUUAACCCAUAAGUUCUAAUCGUCUUUUACUUCAUCCCUAAGGUCUUAAUAUUUAUUUCCAUGAUAUAAGAAUUCAAAUUGGCAAUUUGACCAUGUUUACAAGUUAUUUGGGAAAUGAGAUGUGAUUUCAACUGUAAACUUCCUCUUGUAUAUCUUGAAAUGUGGUUAAAAUUAAAUGGUUUCAAACUAGUAAUUGCAUAAGGCAUUAUGCUUCAAGUUGGCAUGUGACAUUAGUUUCCAAGUCAGAUUCCUGUGGAGGUGUUUACUUGAUUUGAAGGGAGCAUAGCACUAAUGUACGAGCGUGAUUUCUUAGUUGCAAGACUAUUCAUUUCUGUCCCCAGUGUGGAUUGUGGUAUGUCUUUGAGUGCAUAUGAUAUGGGUUGGAUACAGUAUCUUUUACCAGAUCCUUGUCCUACACAGCGUCAUGUGCCACCAUGUACCCUUGCCACUUGGUUAGAAAGAAAGGCACAUUGUUGCCUUUAAGGAUGUGGACGUGAUUAAGGGGUUGGGAUAGGUGAUGUGAUGGAAGAUAUGAAGCCAUGUUGGCCUAACAAUCCUUCCAUUCUAGUACUUCAGAAUGUGUUGUCCUUGUCUGAUCCUUUUUGGUUAUGGUUAGAUAUGUGUGUAUGUACUAGACUUGAACACCUAUCUUUUUGUUGGUUCAUGUGUAUUUUUACUUACAGGUUCCUGAAACUGCAAUAUUCUUCAUAGAGGAUGGGAAGAAGGUUGCCGCUGCUUGAACGGUGUGUGGCCGGAUGGGCAGAUGGAUGUUUUGCACAAUGUCUGACCUAUAUCUACCUUUGCUAUAUGUAAGAAGUUAUAGAAACUUGGUAGUGAGGGUAAAACGCUAAAUAGUUUCAUAUUCUUAAUCAAUAUUGUAAUGGUAAUUGUGAUGUGAAGUUUUUUU